Rhagoletis zephyria (snowberry fruit fly) is the source of this 991-nucleotide messenger RNA. RefSeq lists its product as uncharacterized. The record is from RefSeq and is a predicted model, not a curated record. NCBI's taxonomy places the organism in Eukaryota, Metazoa, Arthropoda, Insecta, Diptera, Tephritidae.
AUGUACUAUAUUGCCAGAAUAUUCGACCCAAUCGGAUGGAUUGCUCCGAUCGUUAUUAAAAUGAAGAUUUUUAUGCAAAAAUUAUGGCUAAAGGGCGUAAGUUGGGAUGAAGAGCUACCGCGUGAGCUAUACAGCGAAUGGUAUGAUUACAGGCAGAACAUCAACAGAAUUUCAAAACUACGUAUACCAAGGUGGCUUGAUUUCACUGACGACAGCAUUGUUGAGCUACAUGGGUUCUCGGACGCGUCCGAAGUAGCAUUUGCAGCAGCGGUUUAUGUGCGGAUACAGCGGAGGGAUGGCGAAGUGUUCACCCACUUAAUUUCGGCUAAAACCAGGGUCGCCCCGGUAAAGCAAAUCACGUUACCGCGGAUUGAGUUGUGCGCUGCACACUUGUUGGUGAAGUUAAUAAUUAAGGUACGACAAUCUUUAAGUUUCGAAGUAGUUGACGUGGUUGGUUGGACAGAUUCGUCAAUUGUUUUGGCGUGGUUGGCAGAUCAUCCUCGCCGCUGGAAAACCUUCAUUGCAAAUAGAACUUCCCAAAUAAUAGACGUCAUACCAGCUGAGCAAUGGCGUCACAUACCGUCACAACACAAUCCUGCAGACCUUGUUACAAGGGGAAUUUGGCCUGCAGAGCUUGUAACUUGUAAAUUAUGGUGGCACGGUCCUGACGUGCUGAUGCAUAAAUCAACGACGCAUACCGAGAAGCCAGCUACGUCACCGAAUGUCAGCAUGGAAGAACGAAAGGUGGUUCAGUCACAUCCAGCUAUCAUACAAAAUUUUUACCUAGUUGAGAGAUAUUCAAAAUACACGCAUCUUUUACGCAUCACUGCACUUUUGUUACGCUUCGUACAUAACUGCAAAACUGGUAGCUCCAAGCAACCGAAAACAGCUACCGGGAUUUCAACCAACGAACUGCAGCAUGCGCAUAACGUAUUGGUGAGGAAAGAGCAAACAACAUACUUUGCACAAGAGAUACGGUUACUAUUGAAAG